Messenger RNA from Dioscorea cayenensis subsp. rotundata (Guinea yam), 3359 nucleotides. Its product is annotated as calmodulin-binding transcription activator 4-like. Bases 249 to 3110 code for a protein of 953 amino acids. Gene Ontology annotation, biological process: regulation of transcription by RNA polymerase II. Gene Ontology annotation, molecular function: protein binding; double-stranded DNA binding; transcription coregulator activity. Gene Ontology annotation, cellular component: nucleus. The transcript is spliced from 12 exons. Lineage: Eukaryota; Viridiplantae; Streptophyta; Magnoliopsida; Dioscoreales; Dioscoreaceae. The record is from RefSeq and is a predicted model, not a curated record.
GUCACCCACCAAUGACCGCCAAUAAUUCAGUCGAUAUGAUAGUUCCAUUCCUUUUUCGGUCUCUGAUGGAUUGAGAAUGAACGACGGCUUCGGAGGUUUUUCUUAUCGUCUUCUUCGCACCUUCGCAUGGAUUCCUUCUCUUUUUUUUGGAUUUUGAGGGCGUCUGAUGCUUGCAAACCGCGCUUUUGCUCUGAGUGUGCCGUGGCUGCUGCUUUGGCGAUCCAAAGAGAUCAUUUGGAGUGAAGACAAUGCAGUCUGGUUUUGACAUCAAUAGGUUGCGGCAAGAAGCACUUAUACGCUGGCUGAAGCCUGCAGAAGUUUUCUUUAUCUUGAAGAAUCAUGAGAGUUUUCAAUUGACACAUGAGCCUCCGAAAAGGCCACCAAGUGGGUCUUUGUUCCUUUUCAACCGUAGGGUUCUCCGAUUUUUUCGCAAAGAUGGUUACGUGUGGCGGAAAAAAAGGGAUGGAAGAACUAUUUCAGAAGCUCAUGAGCGGCUUAAGGUUGAGAAUGUUAAUGUCUUGAAUUGCUAUUACGCUCAUGGAGAGCCACCGAAUCUUUAUUUGCAGAGGCGAAGCUAUUGGAUGCUUGAUCCGGCCUAUGAACACAUUGUUCUGGUUCAUUAUAGAGAAGUUACUGAGGGAAUAUUUGCUUCCAGAAAUAUUGCAACCCCAAGCAUCAAUCAAGAAUUAUUGGCAUUUAAUCAUGUUGAAGAUGUUCAAUUGCUGAAUUCACAUGGACAACCUCUGCCGGCCUAUAGAGACCAUAAUAAGGUUGGAGAUGUUCAAGAGCAAGUUGGCUAUAGUGGUUCUCAGAUGCUUGAUUUUGCAGGUGGUGGGGAGAAGCAUCAAAUGCAGUCUGGUAGUUCAUCUUCAGCAAUUGUUUCCAAUAAGAAUGAACCUUCUCCGAAAGAUAUGAUGAACCUAAGUUCAGAUUCAGCACAAACUGAUCUUUAUGUCACAGAUAUUUUGACUCCAGAAAGUGUUCCAGAGGCUUUAAACUUCAGUACUUAUGCAUUGGAAACAGUGUUACCACAUGAAAAAGAUACAUUUUUUCAUCCUUCACAACAAGAAACUAUGUUUGGACCUCUGAAUGAGCAGUUAGAAACACAAUUUUGGGAUCAGCUUGAUGUUGGAGUAAAUGGUCACCAAAUCUCUCAUAGUGAAUCAGGUUCACAUCUAUCAGCAGCCAGAAGAUUUUUGUUUGAAUCUGACAGUCUGAUUGAAUCACCAACUUCACAUCUUCCAGAGUUUGAAAAGGUUCAAAAUUAUACUUCCGAAGCCUGGAAUCUUGAUCAGCAAUCUAGGCUGGUGCCUGGAGAAGGAAAUGACACUGACUUGUUAGGGCCUGUGACAUCAGGCAUUGAAAACAACCAUUAUUCUUCUGAUUACUCUGGAAUGUGGGGUGAUGCAAGUCAAUUUGAAAUUCCACUGACAACGGAUUCAAGUGUGACAGUGUCACAGAAGCAACUAUUCAGCAUUCGAGAAAUCUCUCCUGAAUGGGCAUUUACCUCCGGAAAUACUAAGGUUAUCAUUGCUGGAGCCUUUCUGUGCAAUGCUUUAGACUUUUCCUGGUCAGUUAUGUUUGAUGACAUUGAAGUUCGUGCAGAAAUUGUUCAGGAAGGCAUACUCCGCUGCCGCACUCCUCAACAUGGAACUGGGAAGGUUACUUUGUGUGUCACGUCCAGCAAUAGAGAAUCAUGCAGUGAACUAAGAGAAUUUGAAUUUUGUGCAGACCCAACUAACUCUAACUCAGCCGUCACUUCAUUACAACCAGAUGCAAGGAAAAAUGAUGAGGAACUCAGGCUACUGAUGAGCUUCACAAAGAUGCUAUUAUGUAGACCUGACAGUGCAGCAAAUCAUGUUGAAUCUUUCGGAAAAGUCGGUUUGACUGAUAAUAUGUCGGAGCAGUUAACUGUGACGCUGCCAGAUACCGUAGACUGGAUUUUGCAAGAAUUAUUGAAGGACAAGUUACAGCAAUGGUUACUAUCUAGACGUCAAAUGGAUGGAACAAAAUGUUCUCUGUCAAAACAAGAACAAGGCAUCAUACAUGUUAUUUCUGGCUUAGGAUAUGAAUGGGCCUUAAGCCUGAUUCUUGAAGCUGGGGUUGGCAUAAAUUUUCGUGACGCGAAGGGGUGGACUGCACUCCAUUGGGCUGCACGUUUUGGAAGGGAAAAGAUGGUUGCUGUGCUGAUUGCUGCUGGUGCGUCCGCUGGAGCGGUGACUGACCCAACAUCUCAUAAUCCACUGGGGAAAACGGCGGCCUCUGUUGCUUCUGCGCAUGGUCACCAUGGUCUUGCAGGAUAUCUAUCAGAAGUUGCCUUAACGAGUCACCUUUCAUCUCUCACCUUGGAGGAAAGUGAGAUUUACAAAGGGUCUGCUGAAGUAGAGGCAGAAAGAAAAAUGGAAAGCAUAUCUCAGAGAAGCAAUGAGUUACAUGUUGGUGGUACAGAAGAUGAGCUUUCACUGAAAGAUUCUUUGGCUGCUGCUAGAAAUGCCACUCAAGCCGCCGCACAAAUCCAAUCGGCUUUCCGUGCUUAUUCUUUCAGGAAAAAGCAACUGAAAACUUCUAAAAGUUGUGAUCCACAUGACUUUGGCUUGACCCAAGAGGAACUAAAUGCACUUUCCUCUGCAUCAAAGUUUCGUUGGUCCUUCAAUGUUCCUCGUGAUCAUAAGUACGGUACUGCUGCCCUGGCUAUUCAAAAGAAGUUUCGCUCAUGGCAUGAACGCAAAGCCUACGUUAACAAGCGUAAUCAUGUGAUGAAGAUACAGGCGCAUGUAAGGGGUUAUCAAACUCGAAAGAAGUACAAGGAGUUGCUCUGGGCUGUUAAUGUCCUAGAAAAGGCCGUACUCCGGUGGCUGAGAAAAGGAGAUGGUUUGCGAGGAAUUCAACUUGAGCACAUCACAGACGAUGAUGAGGAUGAGGAUGAGGACAUAGUUAGACUACUCCGAAAGCAAAAAAUUAAUCCAGCACUUGACCAAGCUGUCGCAAGAGUAUUAACCUUGGUAGAAUCCCCUGAGGCACGCAAGCAGUACUGCCGAGUACUCGAAAGAUAUCGGCAAGCUAUGGAACACCGCACAGAGGGGACUGCACCUUCAGAUUCUUGCAUGUAAAUGAAAGCUCAUGUAAUUAGUUUUUAUAAGAGUGGGUGAUCAAGAGACUCGGUGCUGUGUCUUUUCCUAUAUCUGUUAAUGUUUCACAUAAAUGGUUAACAGGUUCAUUUGUUUUUGUUGUUCUUGCCAGUGAGUAGUACUAAUGAUAACUGAUUUAAAGCUCCUUUGUUUUGUGUGGGUGAACACCUACUUAUGACGAAAGUUGACUUAACUUUGACUUGUUAAAACAGAAAUUAUUUUUUUCUUGAA